AGCCGAGUCCAUAUAACACUCUGUUGCUUACCACACAAAUCGCUUAUCACAGACCAACAUGAUGGCUAUUUAUUGGGGACCUGACUGCCUGGAAGUGCAGAACAUCAAAUUCGUAGAUAUUGCUGCCUAGCACCCAUAAUUAUUUAUAACUGCCCCCACAGCUGCGCGCAAUAUUCAAAUUCGCGUGUCUGUCCAUCUCUCGAAGUGAAGUAUCCAUGGGGAGCAACGGUAACUGUUUAUCCAUUCCGAUGCACCAAACAGCAAGGACCUUGCCCGUGUACGCCUGAAUCCUUCUGUGACUGUGAACUUGAUACGGAUUUUGGAGGUAAUUAGACCGUGACCGGAGUCAUGUUGACCAAGAAGGAAAAACUGCUGAUCCGCCCGUGGCAGAUGCAGCGUUACUACAACCAUCGGAUCAAGGUGGAAACGGCAGUUCCGGCCAUCGAUUUUCAUCCACCGCCGGCCCGGGCACACAUUACGCAGAAGUUGAAAAAGCUCCAGAAGGAACGGGAACGCACGGAGAAGAUAGAACGGGACAACAUUCGGCUACUGCAACGCCUGGGGGCGAUCAUGAGCAAGAAGCGACUGGACAACAUUUGGACGCACGCUAGACCUAAUUUCCUAAGCCGCGAGUACAUCUAUCCGAUACGUCCAAAAACGACCGGGGCAACACCAUCAAUCGACCAGGGACGACGUCGAUCUUCGGCCAGACCCCUGGACGAUACCGGCGCCGAGUCGGAAACUCCGGAAUCGUCUUCGGGGCGAACGAUUCGUUGCAGCGCCUGUACCAACCGUUCCGCCGCCUACAAACCGAACAAAGUCGUCCCGGAGGAGCGAAUGCCUUGGGCACCCCAGAAGACCACCACCAAUCGGAAACUGCUCAAGGAGGCCGAAUCCGAACCGCACGUAUGCUGUCGAUUCUGUUGCUGCAAAUGAAACCGAUCAUUGAAUAUUGGACGAAUAUUUCUGUGCCUAAAAUUAAGAAUUACAAUUUGUAAACGAGCGAGUGUUCUUUCAUUUUAAGCGGGAAAAUAAACCUAUUUCUCAUUCUGGAGAAAUAGAAUAGUUUCAACUUCAACCAGAAAUAGUUUCAACUUCCUUUUUGGAAUUUUUUCAGCAGAAUUCCUCGAAAAACAUCGGACGGAAUACCAGAAGAAAUUUUGUGUAGGAAUGAUUGAAAGAAUAAAUAAAAUAAUUGCUCUUGUAUUCUUAAAUGAAUUCAUGGAAA
Messenger RNA from Aedes aegypti (yellow fever mosquito), 1228 nucleotides. RefSeq lists its product as uncharacterized. The record is from RefSeq and is a predicted model, not a curated record. Bases 349 to 936 code for a protein of 195 amino acids. NCBI's taxonomy places the organism in Eukaryota, Metazoa, Arthropoda, Insecta, Diptera, Culicidae. The transcript is spliced from 2 exons.